AUGAAGAAUGCAGAUGUGACAUGCCUAAUUUGUUGUUGCUUAUUUCUAGAUCAAUCGACCCUGUUUCCUCAGUUGAAAUCUAGUCACUUUGAUGUGGUAGUUGGUGUGUUGUCAGCUCGCAAUAACCAUGAACUUCGAAAUGUGAUCAGAAGCACCUGGCUGAAACAUUUAAUACAACAUCCUGCACUAAGUCAACGUGUGCUCGUGAAGUUCAUAAUCGGCGCUCGUGGCUGUGACGUGCCUGUGGAGGACCGGGAGGACCCUUACUCCUGCAGACUGCUCAACAUCACGGACCCAGUUUUGAAUCAGGAAAUUGAGGCGUUCAGUUUUUCUGAAGACACUUCAUCGGGGCUCUCUGAGGACCGAGUUGUCAGCGUCAGCUUUCGAGUUCUCUACCCAAUCGUUAUCACCAGUCUCGGGGUGUUUGAUGACGCCAGCGAUGUGGGUUUCCAAAGGAACAUCACUGUCAAGCUUUAUCAGGCAGAACAGGAGGAGGCCCUCUUCAGCGCUCGCUUUAGUCCUCCGAGCUGUGGGGUGCAGGUGAACACGCUGUGGUACAAGCCUGUGGAGCAGUUCGUCCUUCCAGAGAGCUUUGAAGGUACAAUCGUGUGGGAGAGCCAAGACCUCCAAGGCCUUGUGUCAAGAAAUCUCCACCGAGUGACAGUAAAUGAUGGAGGAGGAGUCCUCAGAGUCAUCACAGCUGGGGAAGGUGCACUACCUCAUGAAUUCAUGGAAGGCGUGGAGGGAGUUGCAGGUGGUUUUAUUUAUACUAUUCAGGAAGGUGAUGCACUCUUACAAAGCCUUCGUUCUCGCCCUGGAAGACGUAGUGACCAUCUAAGAAACCUCCACGAGGAGGAUGCCUUACUGAAGGAGGAAAGCAGCGCCCACGAUGACAUUGUUUUUGUGGAUGUCGUCGACACUUACCGUAACGUUCCUGCAAAGUUGUUGAACUUCUAUAAAUGGACCGUAAAAACAACCAGCUUUGAUUUACUGCUCAAGACAGAUGAUGACUGUUACAUAGACUUGGAAGCUGUAUUUAAUAGAAUUGCUCACAAGAACCUGGAUGGACCUAAUUUUUGGUGGGGAAAUUUCAGACUGAACUGGGCAGUUGACCGGACAGGAAAGUGGCAGGAGCUGGAGUAUCCCAGCCCAGCGUACCCUGCCUUCGCAUGCGGCUCAGGGUAUGUGGUCUCCAGGGACAUCGUCCACUGGCUGGCCAGCAACGCGGGGAGGCUGAAGACCUAUCAGGGUGAAGAUGUAAGCAUGGGCAUCUGGAUGGCGGCCAUAGGACCCAAAAGAUACCAGGAUGGCCUGUGGCUGUGUGAGAAGACCUGUGAAACGGGGAUGCUGUCUUCCCCCCAGUACUCCGCGCAGGAGCUCACGGAGCUGUGGAAGCUGAAGGAGCUGUGUGGUGACCCCUGUCAGUGCGAGCGAGGUGAUGAUUUACAGCGCAGGGUUUAGCGGCCAGGGCAGGUGAACAGCGACCCGAGUGUAAACCUGAGGAGCGUGGGCUCGGCCGCCCUAUGUGCUUCUCGGGAGAGCUCCAGGCUGGCACUGCUGUGCUCAGAGUUUGCAGUCUCCUUCUAAAAACCAACCCUGACACUGUAGCAUAAGAAAAAUUACUUAUAUAUUGGAAGAUUUGAAAAAUACCAAAUAGUUUAUAAAGAAAACAUAUUUCUAAAUCCUAAUGCAUCAUUUCUAGUUAGAAUUUGUUGCCUAUCAUUUCUGGUUAAAAGUUGGCUUGUUCAGAAUCGUUAGUAACAGAGUUGGACUCUCAGCCUGGGUUGCAGAACAGCUUCAUACAGCGUGAUUAGGACAAUUGACAUGGGCCAAAAACAGCUCAGAGAUGGUUGUGUGGUCAUGUGAUCGCUUAUGAGCUGUGUCACUUAUACCAAAGUUUGGAGUUUCUGGAAAUAAUGCCAUUUUCCGUGGGGUCUGAAUGAAGGGGGCAACUUAAAUUGGCUCUUUUCCAAGUUUAACUCUCAAUUCUAGACCUUGGUUUCAUUAAGUGGACUAAUGCAAGUUUUCUUUCACCAUUUCACAUGAACCCUGGAAGUCACAGUGUAGUACGCCUAUGAAAAAUCCUGAAUUCUUGUGAAUAUAAGUAAAAUCAAACACCUCUCAGGGUUUUAGUGCCACAGGGAAGGAUAUUUCUAAAUAGCUGACACUUUGAAAGAAUUCUGCUUUCCUCCUGUCAUUACCUAAUGUUUACCUAAUAUAAGUGAAUUCUGAUCAGAGCUGGCAUCUUUCAUAGAAGGAUAAGCUCAGUUGAGGUGUAACUGUAGGGGAAGCGUGUAAUUAAUUGCUGUAAGUCCUCUAAAAACAGUGCAGCUGAGAAGAGAUUGUAGCAUGUGUGUUGUACACAGCGGAGGAUGUGCCCCUCAGUUUAAGGGACAUUUCCCUAAAUGACCAACCAAAUCAAUUUAGUAACCUUUUAAACUGGUAGCAUCAAUAGAGAAUCCCAUUAAAACUGGUCUGAUGACAGACAUUAACUGUGUGCAGUUAAUA
Miniopterus natalensis is the source of this 2508-nucleotide messenger RNA. Lineage: Eukaryota; Metazoa; Chordata; Mammalia; Chiroptera; Miniopteridae. The record is from RefSeq and is a predicted model, not a curated record.